Molecule: messenger RNA, 795 nt
Organism: Parascedosporium putredinis
Lineage: Eukaryota; Fungi; Ascomycota; Sordariomycetes; Microascales; Microascaceae
Source: the annotation of a GenBank genome assembly
AUGUCCCCAGCGCAUUGGUGCCGCUUCAACGUCAAGCAAGUCUUCCAAAAGCUGAAACCAAAGCGCACGUACACGAAGACGUUUGACAACACGAACCCGGUGCACGACUCCUUCACGCGCCUGCACGGGUGGAAAUGGUACGAGAUGACCUUCUUCGCGCACUGGACGCCGUCGCAAGACACCAUUACGAUUCUCUGCCUCAAUCUGCCCGAUAUCGCUCGCGAUGGGCUCUGCGAGGCGCUUAAUACCUGCGCGAGCAAGGUGGAUCUCAAGGACCCGUACUCGAUUACGGUCUUUCUUGUACAUCAGGUGCUUCGCUUGUACGAUGACUCGGUGUGGUCGAUACGGGAUCAUGUCUGCGAGUGGGAGUCUAACAGACCUCGAGAACCAAACUACGGCGUGCUCCACGAAGUGGCGAGACAUGCCGUCCACGUUAGUGAGACGCUAGAAGUAGCCUCCCAGUCCAUACGGAGCAUCCAGCAACAACACCAAGAUUUCUUGGACUCGGUUAGUCGAGAGAGAGACGAGGACAGUGAUGGCGAUCACGGCGCCGCCAAUCACCGGCCUGUCGCCUGGCGGAAACAUCACAGUCCGUUUCGGUUCCCGCUUAAGCUUGUCGAGGCACUCACGUGCCGGGCCGAGUCGAAUAAAGCGCGUAUCCAGAACGAAAUGCAGCUUAAUGUCGAGGGGACUUACAAUAUUGUCUCGUGUAGGCUUUCCAUACCGCCGCUCAGAAGGAUAGCAAGGUUCAAGUUCGAAUCGGCGAGCAAGCAGGGAAAGAAGCGGAGGCGAUGA